CCUGACUAGGGAUCAAACCUGGACCCCUCUACAUGGGGCGUGUGGAGUCUUAGCUACUAGACCACCAGGGAAGUGAUGGUCUAGAAUAGGAUGAAGUUUUAAGAUGUGAGAUGAUCUUUUUGUUCUAUCUGUUGAUCCUUAAUACAGACUUUAUUUAGAGUUGAAGAUAUUGAGGUUCAAAGUGGUUGAAGGUGCAGUGGGUGAGCCUGGACUGGGCCCCACACCCCUGACUCUUGGCUGGGCUCUUCCCAGGCUGUGCUGCCUGCCUCUCUGUAGGCCUAACUUAGGGCUGCUGGUAUGUCUGUGGAGCUGGGCACUUAGUGCAAGUGAGGCCAUAGUUGGGACCUUUUUUCUGGCAGGUUGGUGAGGGAGGGCAGCUCCUUGGCACAUAAGGGGCAGUGUUUGGUUGAUGGGGGAACAGGGGUGCCAACAGGUGCCUGUGUCCCUGAAAACUGGGGAGCGGGGUCCAGGUACCCUCUGUAUGAGCCACGGCUGUGCCACCUACUGGUUUAUUCUCAUGCUCCUCUCAAAGAUCUGCACCUGUGUGUCCAGGUGAAAUCCAUGGAAGAGCGUUCAAGGCACCUAUUCUGGAUGCAUUGAUGGUCUUGGUUAGUGGUUAGAAUCUUCAUUUUGAUCCUCUUGCAGUCUUGGAGAUUUUAAACAGGAGAGUCAGCAAUCAGACCUUUGCGAAAGGCUGCAGGGGGGCUCCUGGCAGCCUGAGGGCAAGGCCACGUGACCCUGCAUUGUAGGUGCCGUUUCGAGGAGCUGACUAGCAUUCCUGCUAACCGCCAGAGCUGUCCGUCAGCAUGUUCUCAUUACUUCAGGGGGUUCUGGUCUUGGUUUACUUUGAGUUGUUUUUAAUCCUGUGUCCUCCUCCUUCAUGACCAGCACACCACACCCAUGACACUUCUGUGAUUUUUGACCUUGGUCCUUGAAGACUGCUCUUCUCAGGCUGCUCCUGCUCCCUGAAGCCCAGUCCCCAUAGCCCUGCACACAGACCCCACACGCCCGCCACUGCAAGGCCCUUCCAUUCCAGGGAGGGACCCAGCCUUCCUACUUGCAGGGCUGUCAUUGGAGACCACCGCCUCUCCCUAACGGGGCAGAGCCCCCAUUGAUGGGGUGAUGGGCUGAAUGAUGCCACCCUCCCUCUGAUAUUUCCAUGUCCUAAUCCCUGGAAACAUCACAUGGCAAAAAAGGAUCUCACGAUACGGAGAUGGUCCCAGAUUAUCUGGGAGGACCCUACACUCACUCACCUCCUUCUCUGAGGGUGAAAGAAUCGACACGGAGGCAAUGAAGUGAGGCAGCCACAGCCAAGGACACCAGGAGCCUCUGGAAGCUGAAGGGGGCGGAAGGGCCUCCCAGGACCUCCGGAGGGUGUGCAGCCUGUGACACUUUGAUUUCAGCUCAGUGCAGUGAUUUGGAUCUCUGGUCUCUAAAAUUACUAGAGAAUAAGUUUCUAUAGUUUUAAGCCAUGAAGUUUGUGGUGACUUGUUGCAGCACCCACAGGAAGUGAAUACAAAUGGGAAGGCAAAGGAUUCCAAGAAGAAAUGACUGGACCCAAGGCCUGGCAGACCCUGAUCUGCUGCCUGACCGUGUUCUUGUGACCUACUCCUGUCACCUGCGCCUGGACACACAGGCUCUCCGUUGCUAGCAGUUAAGAUGCAAGGGACCUGUGCCUCUCAAAAUAAACACAUGGCAGUCACCCACCCGCUGAGAAAGGCACACAGCAGGGCCAUUGUUCCUCGUCCUCCAGGUGAUGCCCUGGGAAAGGGCACAGCUGCCUGAGCCUUUAAAACCCCAGGGGGAACAGACAUUCCUGUGUGGAGCAGCGGCAGCUCCCGCUUGCGUUUCUUAACACUUCGUGAGUAUUUUUUAAGCAGCCAGAGGAGAGAACUAGUAUUGAAGAAUACCAGUUCUUGGCAGAAUUCUUUAUGAAAGGUUUCAGGUGAGUGUGCCCAGUGCCCCACGGGCUGGGUGACUUGUGCUUAUAGGAGGUGGACGCCCAACCGCGAGAACCCUGGCCAGUCCCGCGGAGGGGGUAUCUGGAGCGUGAAGGGCAGUGAGCUGGCACUACACUGCCAGGGGCUUCCUGGGCUGGUGACCCUCACAGAGCUCAUCUGCUGGCGGCUGAGGGCUGAGGAGAUCUAUGGCCCAUUAUGUGGUCCUUGGCACCUGGCUCUCACCCUGGCUGUUUGUCCAGCUGGGCUCAGGGAGGAGAGGGGGCCCAGUCUGCCCCCAGCCCACACAUGGCUCUCCCUUAUGCUCCAGGAUGAGGGGCACCAGGCUGACCGGGCUGCUGCUCACCCUGGCUGGCCUGCUGCAGCUGGGCCUAUCCCUGAAGAUAGCAGCCUUCAACAUCCGCACCUUUGGGGAGACCAAGAUGUCCAACGCUACACUCUCCAGCUACAUUGUGCAGGGAUGACCCAAACAACUACCACUAUGUGGUCAGUGAGCCGCUGGGCCGCAACAGCUACAAGGAGCGCUACCUCUUUGUGUUCAGAGGUCAAGGAAUUUGCCAUUGUUCCCCUGCACUCCGCCCCAUCAGAUGCGGUGGCUGAGAUUAACUCUCUCUACGACGUCUACCUGGAUGUCCGGCAGAAGUGGGACUUGAAUGACAUCAUGUUGAUGGGUGAUUUCAACGCUGACUGCAGCUACGUGACCUCCUCGCAGUGGUCAUCCAUCCGCCUGCGCACAAGCUCCACCUUCCAGUGGCUGAUUCCUGACAGUGCUGACACCACGGCUACGUCCACAAACUGCGCCUAUGACCGGAUUGUGGUUGCAGGGUCUCUGCUCCAGAGUUCUGUGGUUUCUGGCUCGGCUGCUCCCUUUGAUUUCCAAGCUGCAUAUGGAUUGAGCAACGAGAUGGGGCCACUGCCAAGUCCUACAGCGACCCUGUGUCUCCAGGCCCCGCCUCUCUCCCUUAAUCCUGUCCAUCCAAGAGACAGUGCUCUCACCGGCCUCUCCCUGCGGCUCCCUCUGGCCUUUAUUUCAUCAAAUACACCUUCUUCCCUGCAGCCCUGCAGGCUACAGACCUCCUGACUUACACCAGAGACUCCCGGGCCUGCUGGGCCCACAGCCUGCUGACCUGGGGAAGCACUGUGCCUGUUCCUUCAUAGGAAAUGGACAAGAAUUCUGCUUCCCUCCCAGGCCACCUUAAGUGAGCCGCUGCGGUAGAGCAUGGACACAAUACGUGUGCUACGGAAGAAGCCUUGCUCCCUGCCCGGCGGCCCAGAGACCCCCUUCCGCCUCCCACAGGGCCCUGGGUCUGCCCUCUGCUCUCGGCCGUUCGGACACCUGCCCCUCCCUCGCAGCCGCGCAGUGACGCCUGUUCCCUGGUGACUCUCUCUCUCUCACAGCUUUGAGCUGGACUGGUGGGUUCCUAGCUCAUGAAAGCCCACCCAGCCCCCAUCUCAGAACCCAAGUGGGAUGGUAUGCUCUUGUAUCCUCAGCUACUGCAGCCCCUUUAGACCUGGACCAGGCAGACCAACUGGGGAGCCCUCUUCUCUGCCCACCAGGCCCUCAACUGCUCACCUUCACUCUUGGCUCCCCCUGCUCUACAAAGUGGAGGCAAAGCCGAGCUUGCUCGUCUCGCGUCAGCAGCACCCCUGUGCACGUGACUACACAUGACAGGGCACACGAGUGCAGGGGGGCAGUGACAUGUCUGGUCUCCACCUCACACCAUGGCUCCAACCACUGCUGGGAGAGCACCCGCCAGGCCAGCAGCCCGGAGACGGCAAGCUGGCCUGCUGUGUGGUCACGGAGGGUCACGGC
This is a messenger RNA of Odocoileus virginianus texanus, 3771 nucleotides long. The record is from RefSeq and is a predicted model, not a curated record. Lineage: Eukaryota; Metazoa; Chordata; Mammalia; Artiodactyla; Cervidae.